Messenger RNA from Pieris macdunnoughi, 1221 nucleotides. NCBI's taxonomy places the organism in Eukaryota, Metazoa, Arthropoda, Insecta, Lepidoptera, Pieridae. The record is from the annotation of a GenBank genome assembly.
AUGAAUAAUUCGACACUUUUUAAUAAAUCAGAGUCAGGAGACUUAUCAGAUGGAAAAAUAAAUGAAUGUUAUGUUCUUCUCAAAAAACGAUACGAUACCCUAUUUUACAAUUUAAAUGUUAAAAAGCAAGAUUUGGCAGAUAUUAGAAGAAGUUAUCAAACCGCACUCGGUGUAGAAAGUCAACUGAAUGCUGAUCUAGAAUCUUACCAAUUAGAAGAACAAAAACGUAAAAAUGAACUCCUUUCUCGAGUUGCAAUUCUUCAGGAAAAAAUAGCGUCGUUGAAAUCCGAAUGUUCAGAAAUAAAUGAACAAAAUAACGUUGAAAUUAAGAAAUUGUAUCAAGAAAAUUCUAUUCUCAGGGAAGAAAAACCCGUAACAUCUUAUCAAUUACCAGAAUGUGAUACCAAGGAAAUUGAUGAAAUUCGUAUAAAGUUGUCUUCUGCAACAACUGAUUCAGUAGUAGCUAAAGCUACCCUUGAGGAGUCCAAAUGCGAAAUUUCUUCAUGGCAAUCAAAAAUAGAAGAAUUAGUAUUAGAAAUAAGUGAAUUACGUGCAGGCACUGAUAUUUGUAGAGAGGAAAAAUAUGAAGCUAAGGAGAGAGAAGCUUUUGCCUUAGCUCAACUUGCAGCAGCCAAGGCAUUGCUUCAUCAAGUUCAUUCUGUUGAUCUAGAGCCUCAUGCCACAAAAGGAAAUUCAGUAUUUGCAGAAGUUGAAGACAAAAGACAGGAUAUGGCUAAAAAUCUUAUUCAAAUGAAACAAACAAAUGCAAGACUUCGUCGCGAUUUAGCUAAUAAACAAGCAGAGGCUGAAGCUCUUAUUCAUGAGAAGCAAACAAUUUGGAUCCAACAAGCUGGUGCUACCUCAGAAUAUGAUAGAGAACUUAUUGAAAGCUAUGAAGAUCGAAUUGCUAAGCUGGAAGCAAAAUGUGAAAAUCAGUGGAGUGAAAUAAAUCAAGGUUUAUCUAAGCUGUGUGAAUUUUCAUAUUGGCAACCUGGAAUUAUUGCUCAUUUAAAAACAGAACGGGAACGACUUCGCGCUGAGGUAUUGGCGAAAGGGGCUGCACAGUUGGCCAGUGCCGCGCAAAUUCGUGAACUGCGCAGAGUGGUGACCCUACAGACCAUAGAUACAAAUAAACAAUCGUCUCAACUGGAUUGGACAGACAAAAUUAUAAAUUCCACAGAUCGGAAAUACUUCAAAAGUGAUAUGAAAAAAAUUAAAUGA